Messenger RNA from Populus nigra (black poplar), 1104 nucleotides. Its product is annotated as leucine-rich repeat protein 1-like. NCBI's taxonomy places the organism in Eukaryota, Viridiplantae, Streptophyta, Magnoliopsida, Malpighiales, Salicaceae. Bases 158 to 805 code for a protein of 215 amino acids. Gene Ontology annotation, molecular function: protein binding. The record is from RefSeq and is a predicted model, not a curated record. The transcript has 6 exons.
AGCCGAUUCCCCAUGUUUUGCUCUGUUAUUCCCAAAGCCGAUCCUCCCUUUUCCACUGACACACACUCUCUCUCUCCCCCAACCAAACCCUAAAAACUUGAUUCCUCUCUCUCGAAGAGCAGAGGAGCUGAAAUCAAAAUCACCACUAUCUCCUACCAUGGCUGCACAGGCAUGGCUAUGGACAAGUCUAACUGUUGCGUUGACUUUUAUUUUGACAGUGGUCAAUGGUAACUCAGAAGGAGAUGCCUUGUUCACACUAAGAAAGAGCUUAUCGGAUCCGGAUAAUGUCCUCCAGAGCUGGGAUCCGACUCUUGUUAACCCGUGUACUUGGUUUCACAUCACUUGCAACCAGGAUAAUCGCGUCACUCGCCUGGACUUGGGAAACUCAAAUCUAUCUGGACAUCUAGUACCUGAACUUGGAAAGCUAGAGCAUUUGCAAUACCUGGAACUUUAUAAAAACAACAUUCAAGGAACUAUCCCCAGUGAGCUAGGUAGCUUGAAGAGCCUUAUUAGCUUGGACUUGUAUAACAACAACAUUUCAGGAACCAUUCCUCCUUCCCUGGGGAGGUUGAAGUCUCUUGUCUUUCUACGACUUAAUGACAACCGAUUAACUGGAUCAAUCCCCAGGGAACUUUCCAAUAUUGCAAGCCUCAAAGUUGUGGAUGUCUCAAACAAUGAUUUAUGUGGAACAAUUCCUACCAGUGGGCCUUUUGAACACAUCCCUUUGAACAACUUUGAGAAUAAUCCUCGACUGGAAGGUCCCGAGUUGCUUGGACUUGCGAGUUAUGACACAAAUUGCUCAUGAAGAGAGAGACCAAUGCUGCAGAAUGCCAACUGUCUUGAAUCAAAACUUCACAAAAAUUGUAAGCGCAUUAUCUCACGCUCUCACAGUGUAAAGGGAUUGGCAAAAUGCAAUCCCUCGUAUAAUUAUCUGUAAAUCUUAUGUUACUGCUUAAUAUCGUAGCAUUUGUAACUGCAUUGUUGUGUGUUUUAAGGUCUUCAAAACAGGAAUUUGUACUAAUAUAGUGGUAGUAAAGAGUACCUAAUCUGUGUUAACUUAUUUUUUAUUUUGUUAUAAAGGGGGUACUAAUAUUAGUUGGAGUA